Messenger RNA from Homarus americanus (American lobster), 746 nucleotides. RefSeq lists its product as uncharacterized. The record is from RefSeq and is a predicted model, not a curated record. The annotation marks the transcript as partial. Lineage: Eukaryota; Metazoa; Arthropoda; Malacostraca; Decapoda; Nephropidae. The transcript has 2 exons.
AAUACUAUGUGAAGCAGGGACUACUCGGGUGACUCUAAAAAGUUUCCUCAUAGCUGCGGGUAGUUUGAGUUUUCGUGGUACUUCUCAACUGUUCCGUGCCAGCAACUCAAUCAUCCCAUAUUUAAUGCAGAAAGAUGGGUCAUCCAGGAAUAAAAGACUCCAAAGCCCAGUCAGAAGUCUUGUCUCAUCUGGAUUGGAAUGCCCAGCUUCAGCUGGAUUACAAAACAAGAAGUUAAAAAAGAAUCACAUCAUGGAUCAUAAGAAGGACUUGUUCAGUGCUGGUGUUUCUGCAAAUGCUCCAGUUUCCAAGAGUGGAAAUGAUUCCCAAGGUGAGGAGAUGCUUUCACCAGGUAUCAGCAGCACAGAAGGUUAGCAAUUAUUUUUCAUAUUUUAAAUGCAGCCAGUUAUAGAUGUAUAUCUUUCAGAAGGAAGUGUUACAAGUUACUGUAUAACAAUUUCUCUUGUGUGCAAUGAAUUGAAUUCAUAUCAUUUAGAAAAUUAAAUAGAAAAGCCGUUUUUUUUCUAAAAACCAGUUUUUGUGAUAUGACCCAGAAUGUGACGCUUAGCUUUUAACCUAGGUAUGUUGAUGCCUAGCAAUAACUCGCCAGGCCAACAUACAGGCAAUUAAAACAUCUAAUAAUUACUUAAGUAAUAUUAGGAGGACACGUCGCUACCUGGCAUUUAAUUGCAAUUGUCGAAACCCCUGCCCUUUGCCCCCCAUCGCACGCACUGCCACCUUCAUCUCU